AACGAGGCGAUUGAUAGAAUGCCCCAGGCGGAUAUCAACCACAGCCUGGACGUUCCACCAUCAGAGACUGAAAUCCUACAGGCACGAGUGUUGCUGAAUCCCCUGAUUGACCACCUGGAACAGGGUCUAUUACCCAAGACACAGUGCGGCUUUCGUAAAGAGCGUGGCACUGUGGACAUGAUCUUCGCAGUCCGACAGCUCCAAGAGAAGUGUCAAGAGCAGAAUUGUGAACUGUACACCAUCUUUGUGGAUCUCACCAAGGCUUUUGACACUGUCAGUCGUGAAGGUCUGUGGCGUAUCAUGUCGAAGUUUGGGUGCCCUGAUAGAUUCAUCCUGAUGGUACGUCAGUUCCACGACGGCAUGAUGGCUCGUGUUCUGGAUGAUGGAGAAGCUUCAGAGGCCUUUCCCGUCACAAAUGGCGUCAAGCAAGAUUUACCCUUGAAUAUACGAAAGCCCUCCAAGUCACCACACCAGAAGACACAGAGAACAAGGCAAACUAGCACAAUAGGAAAUCAAAAUGAAUGCAGAGAUUCAGUCUCUAGUGAUUCUGAUAAUGAGAGUGAAGAUGAACUACAUUACGUGAUGUUACCAGAUACUGCCCAUGGCACAGAGGCUCUGAAUCCAAAGGCAGAAACAUUUCAUCCACAAGUGAGAAAUGAGGAUGUUGUUGAUUGUGUAAACUUGAAAGCUGCUGAUCAUACUGAUGUGACACUCAUGCCAGCUGUUGAAAGACCAAAAUGA
Molecule: messenger RNA, 741 nt
Organism: Mauremys reevesii (Reeves's turtle)
Lineage: Eukaryota; Metazoa; Chordata; Testudines; Geoemydidae
Exons: 3
Coding region: 19-741 (240 amino acids)
Source: RefSeq, a predicted model, not a curated record